This is a messenger RNA of Linum tenue, 1174 nucleotides long. Lineage: Eukaryota; Viridiplantae; Streptophyta; Magnoliopsida; Malpighiales; Linaceae. The record is from the annotation of a GenBank genome assembly.
CAUUUUCCUCUCUCUCUCUCUCUCUGAUGGACGGCGGCAGCAGAGUCAGGACUCGGACGAGUUCCCUCGUCGCCGGUGACGAUCCAGCUUCCGAGUUCGCCCACCGCGUCGAGACCCUCAGCCUUUCUCGCCAACAGGAGCCGCCUGUGGAAUCAUCUAUGCCUAAGGAGUGGACCAAUGAGGAGCAUAGGCUUUAUCUCAAAUCCAUGGAAUCAACUUUCGUUGACCAGUUGUAUGGCUACAUUGAUCCAAAACUCUCGAGGCAACAACAAUUCGAAACCUUGAGCACCCCUUCUGGCCAGUUUAAGGUUCUUCGACGUGGCUGCUGGCAGAAAGUCGACUUCCAAAGGCCAGGAGGUUCGCGGGUAAAUACGAGGACUGAAGCGCAGGGUUUCCUCAAGAGCCCCUGGAUCCAACAUUUCAGAUGUGUGAAGAAGCCUCACAGUGUGGGAGCCCAGCAUCAGGAUCCUCAAAAUUCGCAGGGGUUUCACUCUUCUAGCAAUCAUCAUGAUCACUCUAACAACAACUACACAGAGAUGUCAGAUCAGAACUUUGUCGAUGAAGACAUGGAGGAGGACGACGACAGUGCAAAGGGCGCAAGCAGUACCUGCAGCUCGAAAAGAAUCAAAGUUGUGGUGGUUAACGAUCAUGCUCCCCGCAGCGAUCAGGUUGUACCAUUUCGUAAUUCUCCUGCGGGAAUGGUAAUUGAUUCUGCUGAUCACAAGUGCAUCCCUGCAAGUAGAUGAGAUUCUUCGCAUUACACUUCAGCUUUCUAACCCGUCAAAAGGAUUCGACUUGAAGAGGUUAAUCAAAUAGUAAUCAGAACUUCAUCUGCACCAAAGCAAAACUCUCCAGGAUACCAUAAGGAGAGCUGCAGUGUGGAUCGAGAUAUUUGCAUAUCAGAUGUUUGGGGUCAGAUUGACAAGGUUUAAGCUCUAAAGCGAUCUGAUUUCUGUACAGGGAUAAAAGGUUUGGGCAAGCGGGGGUAAUUUUCCUUGUAGUUGCUGGAUUGUUUAGUUGAGAUGGAUGUUUUAGGGUUUCAAAUGUCUGUAAUAUUUGAGAUACUUCCGACUGCUUUCUUGGGGCAACUUCAUUCCGGUUUUAGAUAAUUUGUACCCAAUAGAGUCCAUUGUUGUUUUGUGAGUUUUGUUUUUUAAUGAGCAUUGUUGUUUUG